CGCAGAGUUUUUCCACGUCAGUGUGUUUACCAGACUGACAGCCGCAGGAAGCUGCUGCAUUUAUUCACCUAUGGGCCUUUUUAUUUGAAGAGUGAACGAAGAAGCGGUGUUUGGAAGUAUUGUGUUAUCAAGCAGUGGAAUGACGGAAGUUUCCAUUUUGUCUGUUUGUCGUAGUGAACUGAACUUUGCUCAUCUUCAUUCACUGUUGGCCGACUAGCCUGCGAGCUGGCCGAGCUAGGCUAGCAUUAGCUACAGCAGGACUCCGUCUUUGAAAUAGCAGCCACACACAGAAAAGCAGCAUGGUGGACAAGAAUAUCUACAUCGUCCAGGGAGAAAUUGGCACUGUUGUUGGGGCUAUCAAGAGGAACUCCAGAUGGAAUACUCAUACUCCCCUGGAUGAAGAACAGGACCCGUUACUCAACAGCUUUGGACACCUCAAAGAAAUCCUCAACAGCAUUACAGAGCUGUCAGAUAUUGAACCCAACAUAUUCCUGAGGCCUUUCCUGGAAGUGGUCCGCUCUGAGGACACCACUGGACCAAUCACAGGACUUGCCCUUACCUCUGUCAAUAAGUUCCUUUCCUACGGCCUCCUCGAUGCAAACCAUGAAGCGGCAGCAGAGGCCAUUGAGAACAUGGCAGAUGCCGUCACACAUGCUAGAUUUGUGGGAACAGACCCUGCCAGUGAUGAAGUCGUCCUCAUGAAAAUUCUACAGGUCCUGAGGACUCUGCUGCUGACACCAGUCGGGGCCCAUCUGACCAACGAGUCGGUUUGUGAGAUCAUGCAGUCCUGCUUCAGGAUUUGCUUUGAAAUGCGCCUUAGUGACCUUCUCAGGAAAUCAGCUGAACAUACACUGGUUGACAUGGUGCAGCUACUUUACUCCAGACUCCCACAAUUCAAAGAAGAGGCCAAGAGUUAUGUUGGUGCCAACAUAAAAAAGUUGAAGAUGCGUGCCGGUGGAAUGAGUGAGUCGUCCAAAUGGAAGAAGCAGAAGCGCUCGCCGAAGCAGCCGCGACACAUGGUUCGAAGUCCCUCCGGUCAGAUGGACCCAGCCCAGUCCAGCACCCUCAGCAACAACAACCUUUCAGGUGGCGCUCCCUUCAUUGAGCAGGGCCUGUCUAGCUUACCAGCCACAGACAGUGCUGGCUCAUCCAUUUCCAGCCCUACAACCACAGACAGUGGACUGGACACCUGCUCCAAAGCCACCUCCAGAGAAGACUUGUCUGACCUGGAACAAUGCAGCUUGUCUGCAAACAACCUAGGCCCUGAGCCCAGCUCUCCAGAUGCACACUCGGAGGGCAGUCGGGUUGAACGAUCUCAGUCGGCCUCAGUGGAGUCUAUCCCUGAGGUUCUUCAGGACAAAGACUCUAUUACAGAGCGGUCCGACAGUACCUCUGUUCAUGAUAUGGAUUAUGUCAACCCCCGAGGAGUCCGUUUCACACAGUCCACACAAAGAGAUGGUAUGGAUAUUGAAGGAGCAUCCCUCAUUCCUUAUGGCCUCCCAUGUCUAAGGGAGCUUUUUCGCUUCCUGAUCUCACUGACAAACCCCCAUGACCGCCACAACACUGACGCAAUGAUGCACAUGGGCCUGCAGCUGCUGACUGUUGCACUUGAGUCAGGAAACAUGGCUAACUAUCAGUCGUUACUAGGUCUAGUCAAAGAUGAGCUCUGCAGACAUCUCUUCCAGUUGCUGAGUGUUGACCGUAUGAACCUCUACGCUUCUUCCAUACGAGUUUGCUUCUUGCUUUUCGAAAGCAUGAGAUUACAUCUCAAGUUUCAGCUCGAGAUGUACCUUAAGAAAAUGAUGGACAUCAUCACAUCAGAGAACGUUAAGAUGCCAUAUGAGAUGAAGGAGAUGGCUCUGGAGGCUCUGGUGCAGCUGUGGAGGAUCCCCAGCUUGGUCACCGAGCUGUACAUUAACUAUGACUGUGACUUUUACUGCUCCAAUCUGUUUGAAGACCUCACUAAACUGCUGUCCAAGAAUGCGUUCCCAGUGUCAGGGCAGCUCUACACAACGCACCUCCUGUCGCUGGAGGCUCUCCUCACUGUGAUUGACAGCACUGAGGCUAACUGUCAGGCUAAAGUGCUCAACAACACUGCUCAACAAGAGCAGUCAGAAACACUGCUGGCAGAGGGAGAAAGUUUCGGCCAUAGUGGACCAGACAGUACAACUGAUCUUAACAGACUUGACAAUACCAAUGGUUUGAGUGUUCCACAAGCUCCGAGUGCACCAGUAUGUCCACCAACCAGUGGUCAUCUGAUGGCAGAGACGAUGAAACUGGGCAGACAGGACCAAGGCGACAAUGAUGAUGCAGCUGAGAAGAGAGCACCAAAGAAGCCUCAGCGUUUCUCAUCAUUUUUACCCGAUUCACAAGAGUUGAUGGAAAUUAGAAGAAAGAAAAAGCUGCUGAUCACAGGCUCAGAGCAGUUCAACCAGAAGCCCAAGAAGGGAAUUCAGUUCCUGCAGGAGAAAGGCCUCCUCAGUAGCCCAAUGGACAACAACCAGGUGGCGCAGUGGCUCAGAGAAAACCCCCGACUGGACAAAAAGAUGAUUGGAGAGUACAUCAGUGACCGCAAGAACAUGGACCUCCUGGACAGCUUUGUGAACACGUUCACCUUCCAGGGACUUCGUAUUGAUGAGGCCCUGCGUCUCUACCUGGAGGCCUUUAGAUUACCUGGAGAGGCUCCAGUCAUCCAUAGACUCAUGGAAACCUUCACAGACAACUGGCAUCAAUUCAAGAAAAAUCUUAAGGGAGUAAAUGGAGACAAAGACUUUGACCAGGACAUGUUGGAGGACAUCUACAACGCUAUCAAGAAUGAAGAGAUUGUGAUGCCAGAUGAGCAGGCAGGUUUAGUGAAGGAGAACUACGUGUGGAGCGUGUUGCUACACCGCGGUGCCACACCUGAGGGUUUUUUCCUUCACUUGCCACCUGGCAGCUACGACCAUGACUUGUUCACCAUGACCUGGGGUCCCACCAUUGCUGCCCUCUCCUACGUCUUUGACAAGAGCCUGGACGACAGCAUCAUCCAGAAGGCCAUCACUGGCUUCAGGAAAUGUGCAAUGAUCGCUGCUCACUAUGGCUUCAGUGAUGUUUUUGACAAUUUGAUCAUCUCCCUGUGCAAGUUCACUACUCUGACCAAUGAGUCUGUGGAAAACCUCCCGACAGUGUUUGGCAGCAACAGUAAGGCGCAGACAGCAGCCAAGACCGUGUUUGACCUCGCCCAUCGGCACGGCAACAUCCUGAGGGAGGGUUGGAAGAACAUCAUGGACUCCAUGCUGCAGCUGUUCAGAGCCGAGCUGCUGCCCAAAGCCAUGGUCGAGGUGGAGGAUUUCCUGGAGCCAAACGGGAAAAUUUCACUUCAGAGAGAGGAAACGCCAUCCAAUCGUGGUGAGUCUGCAGUGUUGAGCUUUGUGAACUGGCUGACGCUGAGUGGAGCCGAGCAGUCAGGCCUCAGAGGCCCUUCCACAGAAAACCAGGAAGCUAAGCAGGCCGCCAUCCUCUGCAUAAAGCAAUGUGACCCAGAAAAGCUGAUCACAGAGAGUAAAUUCCUACAGUUGGAGUCACUACAGGAGCUAAUGAAGGCUCUGAUAUCAGUCACCCCAGAUGAAGAGACCUAUGAUGAAGAGGAUGCAGCCUUCUGCCUGGAGAUGUUGCUGCGUAUUGUUUUGGAGAAUCGGGACCGGGUGUCCUUUGUGUGGCAGACAGUGCGUGACCACCUCUGCCACCUCUGCGUCCACGCCAACGAGAGCUGCUUCCUAGUGGAGAGGGCCGUGGUGGGACUCCUGCGACUAGCUAUCCGCCUGCUCCGACGAGAAGACAUUAGCUCUCAGGUUCUCCACUCCCUGCGUCUACUGCUUAUGAUGAAACCUCAUGUGUUGUCCCGGGUAAGCAGGGAGGUGGCAUACGGCCUUCAUGAGCUACUGAAGACCAACGCAGCCAACAUCCACUGUACAGACGACUGGUACACGCUCUUCUCCCUGCUGGAGUGCAUCGGAGCUGGAGUGAAACCUCCGGCUUCCUUUCAGCUCUCCUCCACCACUAAUGACAAUGACACAGGCGCCCUGUCAGAUAGCGAACUGACCUCUCAUCAUCCCAGUGAAGUGAGUUUAGACCGGGGCUACACGUCUGACUCUGAGGUUUAUACUGAGCAUAGCAAAACCAGAAUGUCUCGCUCCACCACUGAUGUGGAUGUAGCCAGCAGCGGAUGGCUUGUGGUUGGGAAAGAUGACCUGGACUUAAGUAAGACCCCUCCUUUGAGCACCAAAGCCCAGCUAAAUCACCCACUGGUCAACCAGUACAGCCUGACGCUGGGUCAAGACCUGGGCCAGCACGACACAAAGUCUCUCAUGAAAUGUGUGGAAACACUGUCCUUCAUCGUCCGAGAUGCUGCCCACGUCACCCCGGAUAAUUUUGAGCUGUGUGUCCGAGCUAUACGAGUGUUUGUGGAGGCCAGCCUCAAUGGAGGUUACCGCAAUCACGACAAAAAGAAGAGCCACAAGUACAACCCCAAGUCGCGGCUGAUGAAGAAGGCAGGCGGGAGGGAAAAGGAGGGUGCAGGCGGCACAAGGCGCGGUGGCAGCCGAGCAUCCAGCCAGCGUCCAUCCCGUUCCCACAGCGAUGAGGAGGAGGACGAGGGGGUCCCAGCCAGUUACCACACGGUGUCAUUACAGGUUAGUCAGGACCUGUUAGACCUGAUGCACACGCUGCACACCCGGGCUGCCAGCAUUUACAGCUCCUGGGCCGAGGAACAGCGUCACCUGCAGGCCGCGGGCAGAAAAAUCGAGGCCGACUCCCAGACUCUGUGGACCAGCUGCUGGUGUCCGCUGCUGCAGGGUAUCGCUUGGCUGUGCUGCGAUGCCAGGCGACAGGUUCGUAUGCAGGCCCUCACCUACCUCCAGAGGGCACUGCUUGUUCACGAUCUUCAGACACUCGAUGCCACUGAGUGGGAGUCCUGCUUCAAUAAGGUGCUAUUCCCCUUGUUGACUAAGCUGCUUGACAACAUAAGCCCAGCAGAUGUGGGUGGUAUGGAGGAGACCAGAAUGAGAGGCUGCACUCUCCUGUCAAAGGUUUUCCUCCAGCACCUGUCUCCUCUGCUGUCCCUGCCUACCUUUGCUGCCCUGUGGCUCACCAUCCUGGACUUCAUGGACAGGUACAUGCACGCAGGCUCCAGUGACUUACUGCUGGAGGCCAUUCCUGAGUCUCUGAAGAACAUGCUGCUGGUGAUGGAUACUGCAGGAAUCUUUCAAAGUGCUGACUCCAGGACAGGAUACUCCGACCUGUGGGAAAUCACCUGGGAACGUAUCAUCUGCUUCCUGCCUAACCUGAGGGAGGAGCUCUUUAAACAGACUGUCAUACCAGAACCAGUACCCAGUCCGCCUUCAUCUCCAGCAGGUCGGCCUCCAUCCCCUCAGACGUCUCUACCACCUGCCCAGCCGCCCUCCCCAGUCCCAGUGUCACCUGCAGAGACACAGACACCCAGCAGGCCAGCAUCACCCCAGGAGUCUCAGUCAACCAGUGCCACCAGUAAAUCCAGUGACAUGACAUCACUCUUGCAAGGAGCAGACCGAUCAUCUGCAGUCCCAGCCUCCAACUCCCCCCUGCCAGUGCCGUUAACUACGUCCCCCACCCAGACCCACUCACCCUUAAGCCAGUCACCGCUCAUCCUGCAGCCCCUUGCCUCUGCCCUACAGGUGGGAGUCCCGCCCAUGUCCCUGCCAAUCAUCCUGAACCCCGCCCUCAUCGAGGCCAGCUCUCCCGUACCGUUGCUGACCUCGCCCAGACCCAUGAGCCCUGCUGACCAGGUCAAGUAAGACAGAGCUCCCCCACCCCCCACUGAACAACUGGACCCAACAGACUUCAAUUCCAACUUCAGGAUCUGCUCGCCAGCAGCUUUUUGACAUGAUGAAAUAUAAAGUGUGAGAGGACAGAUGACAUGUGACACCUCAGUCUUAUGACGUUUGAUUUUAAGCGUUAGUUGCGUUCGCUGCAGGGUCAGAACUACACUGCCGACCCUGCAGCUGCACCACACGUUGUUCGUGCCAAUUUUUCUGUUUGCUACUUUUUUUUAAUUCCUGUGGAUAAAUGACCUAACGUAGAAAGACUGACGUCAUACUCAGACAUUCAGAGAAUUCUUUCAAGGAAAAUAAUUCCAAUAAAAAUCAUUGCGGUAACGUUGCAGUUCACUAAAAGUGUGAAGUACAAGCAGGGCCGCAGCUGAGAACCCUGAGGUCCUAUGGGAGAACGUGGCUGUUAGGCAACAAGCGGAGAGUUUACAUUGUUGUGCACAUGGUGAGAAUUUGACUGGUUGAUGUCAGUAUUUUUAAACCCAACUCACUGCAUUAUAUAUCUCCAAUAACACAAAGGUUGAAACAAAUUAUCACAAUAUCCCACCACAGCUUGAUUCUGGUGAGAAGAAGAAGGCUUUAAAUGAAUUGUCUUCAUUGGGAGUCUAAGAAAUCGUGUGUGUGUGUGUGUGUGUGUGUGUGUGUGCGUGUGCGCGCGGGUGGCGUGCAUGUUUGUACAAAACAGUGACUCACUGAUGUGUUUUUAAUAGUUUUGGAUCAAGAAUGGAGCUCAGUGACAGAGGAAUCAGAUGUAUCAGGCUCUGGACACACAAAACACACACACACACACAUUCUGUUCUCCUGUAAAGUCCAAAGAUAGAAUCAAUGUUUAUAUCUAAUUUUCAAUUCUUUUAUUUAUCCACAAACGUAAAAACAAUUCCUCCUCCACUAAACAAACUAUCGUGGGUACAUGUGCAGCCUUUCUCAGACAGAUGGGAGAAGUCACAUCUGGAACAUUCCACAGUGUAGAUACUUGAUUGAGCUGUGAACCCGGUCCACUGUGCAGACAACAGUUAGGGGCGACACAGCAACUUUUAAGGUUCAUGAUGAAUCCAACAUAUAUUCAAUCAGAGCUGAGACUCAUGUUUCAUGGUGCAGAUUGCUGCAGACAGCUGUGUGGAUUUGAAGCAUGAACGAAGCUCAGCAGCUUUUCAUGCAACGAGUUCACACCACAAAGUGUAGGGAAGCAGUAAGACAUCACUGCUGAGUGAAGUCAUGGCUGAGUACUUCCUGCUCACGCUGAGUCUCCAUUGAAUUGAUGGCGUCAUUCUGAAGUGGUGCAUUUUCAGAGCCUUUGUUCCAGUUCAGUCACUUUAUUCAUGUGUCGUGGAGAAACUGAUGCAGCAGAGCUCAUACAUACUCUGCUGAUACAAACAGGUGAAGGGCAGCAGCUGUAACUGCAGCACCAGAGAUACUCAUUCUCAGACAUGAACUCCAGAGAAUGUCUGCCAUAUCGGGUGUGAACUUUCUCUGGAGUUUGCCUUUCUCAACACAGCAGGAGAUUGUCCACUCAGACGCUUUCACAUCCACACUUAAAUCCCUGUGUGGAAGCGUUGAGGUGAGGGUGGAGCAGUAGGCAGAGGCAGGAAGUAACAUAUCAAUUAAAUUACAUGUUUUUGUUUACAGUACUAUACCACUUUUCUAACCUCAGACAUUUGUUUUCUUUUUUAGUUUUGCGUCUGUCGCGUGUUGGAAACAUCAACACACCCUCUCACUCGCAGUAAAUCCUCCAGAGGAUCUCCUUCUCACUUUGGCUCAUUCAGUCAUAUUAGGGGGAAGCCCAGAGAAACUCCGCAGAAAGUCUGAAGCCUCUCACUCGGUAUUGGGUUCUUACAUACAGCCCCUCUGGAGAAUGUCUGGAGAUUAUCCGGAGUUCAGUGCAUGUGUGAAAGCAGGUGAGCUCCAGCAGAGCUUAUUAAGUGCUGCAGUGUGUUUAUCAGCAGGUCUAUGUAGGUUAUGGGAUAUGACGUGUUCAUUAAGCGCUGCAGUAAAUCAACAAUGCUGCUACAUGCUGCCAUUCAACGAAGAUAAACCAGCUUCAAUCUCUCUCCAGCAUGUGCAUGACAUCUGGGUGCUGCGCUGCACCUUCGUGGUGGAGUUCAGAAGUUUUUACUCCCAUCAACACAAUGUUAGUGGAUUUUUCCAAAUCGAUUCACAGUUGUAGAAUAUAACCCCCUUUUCCUUAUUUUUCUUGCAGUAGCUGUUCCUUCGUAAUGUUGCCUCCUUUUUUUUCAUUCAGUCCAUAAGACUUCCUCUUCACUUUUUAUCUGGUUGAAUCUUUGAAUCACAAUUUGCCUCCUGAGCAAAAAACAGGACUCUUUGGCAGCAGCACUCUGAAGGAAUCACACUUCAAAUAGAUGUUGUCCAAAGUGCUGUACAUUUGCUGGUCUUCACAUGUACACAGGGAUGAUUCAGUUGUUGCAUUUCAGCUUUUUACCUGCUGCGGUUUCUCUACAUAGAAAGGUGUCGACCCUCUUGCAUGCUGACUGUCUUGUGUACAGUGACAUCUACCCUGACAGACCGGUCGGGACUAACUUACCGUUUUAAUACCAAAUGUGUGACCGUGAGUGUGUAGAUGUGGAGCCUAGCCUCCAUUCACAGUGGCCCUGGACUCAUGUUUCAUGUUAAUGUUAUUUAUUGAACUAGGUGAAGGAGAGAGGGAUGUUUCCCGCUGACGUAGCUGCAGUGUGUGUAUGUCAGCUAGGUAACACUACAGCCUUAUAGAGCCACCGACGUGACACAUUUUGUAAAGCUGUGGGUUUAUUUGUCGUAUGGGAUUCUUAGAUAUAUCAGCUGACAGGAAAUUACAUGAAUAUAAUAUGUAUAUAUAUAUAUAUAUAAAUAUAUAUAUAUAAAUGAAAAUUAAUGUUCUUUUUAUUAUGUAAUAAAUAAAAUGUAAAGAAAGUC
Messenger RNA from Pleuronectes platessa (European plaice), 8750 nucleotides. It is a transcript of the gene gbf1, whose product is annotated as golgi brefeldin A resistant guanine nucleotide exchange factor 1. NCBI's taxonomy places the organism in Eukaryota, Metazoa, Chordata, Actinopteri, Pleuronectiformes, Pleuronectidae. Gene Ontology annotation, molecular function: guanyl-nucleotide exchange factor activity. Gene Ontology annotation, biological process: regulation of ARF protein signal transduction. The record is from RefSeq and is a predicted model, not a curated record.